Messenger RNA from Naegleria gruberi, 1467 nucleotides. RefSeq lists its product as uncharacterized. The coding region runs from base 1 to 1467 and encodes 488 amino acids. The record is from RefSeq and is a predicted model, not a curated record. NCBI's taxonomy places the organism in Eukaryota, Heterolobosea, Eutetramitea, Acrasida, Naegleriidae. The transcript has a single exon.
AUGUCGUCACUCGAUUUAGCAGAGGAUUUUACUCUCCAACCAUCAACGAUGCUGCUAGUAGUCGACAAGUACAUGUUUUGUCAUAUCAUUUCCUUCAUGCCCUAUUUCUAUCAAUCAAAAUUUAAGCGAUUAAACAAGUAUACCUUAAAGUGGAUCGAGUACAAUCAAAAGUAUUUACUCAUUCAGAGGAUAUUAAAGUUCACUUCAUCAGAGGAGAUGAAGAAGAAACAUCCCGAUUAUUAUGAACAUAUUGUAAAGGAUUCAAAUAGAGUUCUUUUGGAAUUGGAUGAUUUGAAACAUGUGGAGAGGGAGGAUUUUGUUAAAUGUGAUUUAUUUUCAAUUAUGGAAGAUCCAGAGAAAUUAUUGGAAUUUAUCAAACAAUUUUAUUAUCUAAAUGAUAAGAGAUGGCUAUUGUAUUGGAAUAAUGUUGGAGAUGCAUAUUUCUCUCAGAAAACAAUCUAUGAUACUGACAUGUUGUUUGAUAGAAAGUAUGAGGAAGCAUUUCAGUUGGAAGGAAAUGUAACAAUGUUGGAUGAGCAAAUUGCCAGACAUUUCUUUAUUAACUUGACAGUAAUUGGUGUAAAAACUCUAUCAGUUCCUCUUCCACAAUAUUUGGACACGCUGUACAUGGUAGGGAUAGCUGGCGUGGAGUUCUUAUUUAGUAGUUUGGAACCCUCUUCAGGAGAGCCAUCAACGUAUUAUCAUCUGUUUCACAGGGCAAUUCCAUUCUUUACCAAUUGUUUCACAAGUGUCAGGAAGAAGAAAGGCAUUAAGAAAAUUAGAAACUGUGUACCUUUAAAGACCAAUAUUCAAUCAAGGAAACGAGCUGAAAAGUAUUUGUUACAAUGUGCACAGGCCCACAAUGUUCAUCCUUCCCUUAUACCACUUGGAGAGCUUUUCGUUUAUUCCAUGUUUGACAAGGAAAAGAAAUCUCAACUCAAUUGGGAAAAUGCUGUAUAUUUCUAUGAAAAAUCUAUAAUAUCAGUUUGUGAAAAGUUGAGAAAUGCAGCUGUUGGCAAGGAAAUGGACAUUACUCAAUUUUUAUUCACACCAAUAUUGGAAAUUGCAAGAAAAACCUAUCUUUCUGAAAAAAGUGAAUCAAAAUUUUUAACCUCACUCAAUCUAUUUCACCAAGACGGAACUGUAAAAGAAAAUAAGGAACGAUUGGAAUAUCUUUUAAAGUUUGUGGAUCAAGAAUGUUUUACUAAUCUUUCUCUUCCAAUUCUGGUUAGAAUUCUCGAUUCUGAAACCAAGUCAAAAUUCCAGAAAUUCUACUUACACACAACACUCCAAAUCAAGAAAUUCAAAUUGGAAGAUUAUAAACUAUACAGUUGGGAGAAUGAUGUUAUGAAUACUGCUUUAACAUUCAUGCCCAAGAAAGAAGAGCUACCCAGACCAGCAGAAACCAAUUCACAACAAAAACCAACAAAGCAAAAGAACAAGUUCACUAAAAUAAAUGUAGACUAA